This is a messenger RNA of Aegilops tauschii subsp. strangulata, 2589 nucleotides long. RefSeq lists its product as uncharacterized. Gene Ontology annotation, biological process: regulation of transcription by RNA polymerase II. The record is from RefSeq and is a predicted model, not a curated record. Gene Ontology annotation, molecular function: protein dimerization activity; RNA polymerase II cis-regulatory region sequence-specific DNA binding; DNA-binding transcription factor activity, RNA polymerase II-specific. NCBI's taxonomy places the organism in Eukaryota, Viridiplantae, Streptophyta, Magnoliopsida, Poales, Poaceae.
UGCUAGCUUUUGUGCGGCAAACAAUAUAUGCAUGGACAUUUUGUUGUCAUGUCCCGAUCGAUUGAACCACGUGCGAAGGAAUAGUUACUAAUGUACGUCACGGAGUACGUAGUUAUCCUUUUUCUUUUUUUUGCAUGGUUACUUAGUUAUCCUUUUUUUGAGGAACGCUUGCUUUUAAUCCUCAAAAAAGAAAAAAGAAAAGGAACGCUUGCUUUUGGGUGCGAAGGAAUAGUUUCUAAAUAAUACGGUGUCUGUAGUUAUCGUUUGACGCGUGAGUUUAAUGUAUACAGCUCAGCGCAUACCGAAUCGUAUCUCAUUGCCUAUCACGAGUUUUAAUGUACGUAGCCCAGCGAAGCGAUUCCUCUCCUAUAUAAACCCCUCGACCCCGAGACGAAGCCACACCCACAGCCACUCCUCUUCCUCCCUUUCUCUGAGCCUAGCCACCGAGCAAGCGAGCAAUGGCGCCGCCCAACCGGAGAGGUGGCAGCGGCCGGAAAAAGACCGUCAUCCGCCGGAUCGAGCAGAAGGAUGCCCGGCACAUCAGCUACUCCAAGCGCCGCAGGGGGUUCUUCACCAAGGCCAGCGAUCUGGCGGUCCUCACCGGCGCCCAGGUGGCCGCCCUCGCCUUCUCGCCCGGCGGCAACGUCUUCUCCUUCGGCCACCCCUCCAUCGACUCCGUCGUGGAACGUUUCCUGCCGGCGGAGGGUGCGGGGGUUGGCGCGAGGGAGGAGAGCACGGCCGACGACCGCUUGCUGGCGGGAGAGAGCGCGGGGGAGGGCGCGGCGGAGGGCGCUGCCGACGAAGACAAGAAGCUGCAGAAGCUGCACGAGGAGUUCGACGAGCUACGCACGGAGCUGGUCGACGUGAAGAAGCGGGCCAAGCGCAACGAGGAGGCCAUGGCCAAGGAGCGCGCCGCGGGCGACCAGAUUGCGGCUUGGUUCGACCCGAAGGCGCGCGACAUGGGGGACGGGGACAUGGCGGCCUUCUUUGCCGCCCUGAUGCAGGUCAAGGACGUCGUCUCCGACCGCGCCAACCAGGUUCUCCUCGAGGCGUUUCAGUUCGACGUGAGCCGCAUGGCGGAGGUGGCCCCGCCGCCGCCGCCCCAGAUCUUCGGUGGCAGCAUGUUCGAGUUCGGUAGCAGCAGCGGCAGCGCCAACGACGGGACGGACUUCCAGUUUCUGGUGCCUCCGCCACAGGAGCAGGGGCUCCAGGCCGGGAUGGAUAUGCAGCAGAUGGUGAUGCCUCUGCCGCCGGGGUUGGCCGGCGGGCUGGAUAUGGAGCAGCAGAUGCAGAUGACGAUUCCUCCGCCGCCGGGGCUGGCCGCCGGGAUGGAUAUGGAGCAGGUGCAGAUGACGAUGCCUAAGCCGCCGGGGUUCGACGCAGGGAUAGAGAUGGAGAUAGACCAAUGGCUUAAUGUGAUGCUGCCGCCUCCGGAGUUCCCUGCCGGGAUGGAGACGGUGCAGCAGGGGCUCCAUCAACCGAACGCCGGCUUCCCGUACUGAGAUCCAAACCCAGUCAGAGCCCGAGCCAGUGCAUCUUCUAUUUGAGUCUCGGCGUCAAUCUCUUUUUUGUUUUGAAAUGUAGUCGUCGCGUCAAUCUUUGGUAUAUGCUGUGCGUCUACCCUGGAUUUGGACGAAAUUAAAUAUUUCAUCAAUAUUUUUAUUUGGUCAUUUCCUUUCCUUACCAUGCAUAUCAUAAUUAAUGGGCUGUAAUCUGUAUUGCACCGAUAUGAUGCUGGCUGGAAUGUAAUGAAAUACAAAGGUCGAUCUGUGCUGGAUACAUCUAUGUAUUAAUUACUGCGUAUAUUAUUACUAAAACAAGGGACAAAGGAGCCAUCACAUGCAUUCACAUCAUCUACAAUUUUGACAACGUUUAUCAUGUUUUUUAAGCGGCUGAGAUUUAAAAGAUUCAAAGGUUACAUACAACUAUAUUUUGUACAAACAAUUCACGUCAGAGGAGGUACAUGCCAUAUGACAUAUGUAUAUGCAAACAAGAAUACACGUGCAAACCUCGCGGCAGGCGUGGUGAGCAAUCUUCAAAUCAUUCAAAUUAUAAAGAAUACACGUGCAAAAACCGCAUGGGACAUGUUUUAGCAAAUUCAAAAUUCGUAUAGAAUACACGUGCAAAAAGUAAAAAAAAUUAGAAUACACUUACAAAUAUGUGAAGCAUCCCGACUAAAAAAAACAUGCCGAGAAUCACGUGACACAUAUUCAUACCGACCUGGACACACACCGCAAAUAGAUACGGACAUGCAACAUGAAACUCUCGCCCGUACCACGGCCGCCGAUAAAACACACUGCAUGAACCAAGACGCCCAAACGUCUAAGACAGCUACAGUGCAGCAUGCCUAAAAAAUUAUACAGGCCCGUGAUGCUUGCACGUAUGAAAGUCAACUAGGAGUACUAUGGAGGGAGUACUGUAAGUGUAUAAAAGUUAGUCAAACAUUGAAGAGUUUGACUUGAGACAAAGCUCAUAUUCAGAGUAAAAAGAAAUGGAGGGAGUACAUAAUUUUGCAUGAGGUCUAUAGAAACUCCGGAAGGUCAACCGUAAUAGGAAGGCAGCAUUACCCAAGGAAAAAACUCCAGAGAA